AUGCGAUACGAAACGCCCAGCAGUGACGAGGCGUUGAUAAGAAGAUAUGCCUUAGCGUGCAGAUGCGUGUGUGCGUUGUAUUUGGGGGAAGGCACCCGAAUGAAUAGCCUUUGCGCAGAGAAGGAAAGGGCAGUGCUUUGGCCGUUUCCCAAUGCGUUCCGUCUUGCUGAGCAACAAGAGACGUUGUUGCGCUGUGGACAGGAGAGUGUCCGAUGGAGUGGCCAUGAUCUUGGAGUGCGUUGCAUGGGUGGAGGAGAGCCAGAAGAGCAGAAGGCAUGGAAUGUUGUUAGAGCGAUUGCGAGCGCUGCGUUGGAAGUAUUGGAUCGUAAGAAUGCGGUCUGGAAGGUUAAGCAGUGA
This is a messenger RNA of Eimeria acervulina, 357 nucleotides long. RefSeq lists its product as hypothetical. Lineage: Eukaryota; Apicomplexa; Conoidasida; Eucoccidiorida; Eimeriidae. The transcript has 5 exons. The coding region runs from base 1 to 357 and encodes 118 amino acids. The record is from RefSeq and is a predicted model, not a curated record.